AUGGCGAGUUGUAAUAAAAUAUUUCUUCAUGAGGAUGUGAUGAUUGAGAUUCUCUCAAGGCUGCCGGUGAAAUCAGUGAUUAGGGCCGGAGCCGUAUGCAAAAAUUGGUACUCUAUCAUCAAAGACCCUAGUUUUGUUACUAGGCACUUGAACAACCAUCACACCAACAGUAACAGUGGCCGUCUUUUCAUUCGUGGUCGUAACGAUGUGAAUCACAUUUAUUUCUCAUUGUUCCCUGAUGAAACACUCGCCUGUACGAUUCAGGAUGUGGUGGUGGUGUUGGAUAUUCCCACCUAUAUAGAGGUUGUUGCCAGUCCCUACAAUGGCAUAUUGUGCCUGUGUGGUUUGGAUUUGGAACACUACGAAGGAGGAUGCUCCAUAUCGGUUUGGUCCUUCCAGGUUGCUGUGUAUACCUUAUCUACUGAUUCCUGGAGAUAUCUUGAUCAUGUUGCUCUGCCUUAUCAUGGCAUUCACACCCCUCUGUCUAACACAUGCAUUAAUGGGGUAUAUCACUGGCUUGCAACUCAGAGUUGUGAAGAUUGUUAUUUCAUCCUUUCAUUUGACAUGGGCAAUGAAUUGUUUCAUGAUAUACCAGUACAUAUUCCAACUUCAAAACAUUGCUACUCCCCACCUCCUCUUCUAUCCUACAAUAACUCCCUUGCUCUGAUAUGUUAUGAUCUUUCUAAUCCAACUUUUGACAUAUGGGUGAUGAUGGAAGAUGAUGGGUGUUGGACCAAACAUUUUACCGUUGAAAUGAAUACAGAAUUCUGGUUCUUCCUUGGGUUUUGGAAGAACAAUCAGCUUAUUAUCCAAACUGAUGUAGACGGUCAUGUGGCCUUAUAUGAUCCACAGACGCGUGAAAUUAAGGAUUUUGGAUCCAAGAAUUGGUAUGCGUCCUUCGUCUAUAGGGACAGUCUGGUCGCAAUCAGGGGCAAAGAUGGGUUUCUAAAACAAGAUUACAUGUCUGAUGCAGAUCAAAUUUGUAACUUUUCUAAAACAGUUGAAGUUGAAAGGUCAGACUUUCCUGAUGAUGAGGAUUUUGAUAUUUUUCGUUUAUUUCUCAUCUAG
This is a messenger RNA of Cornus florida, 1068 nucleotides long. RefSeq names its product putative F-box protein At5g62060. The transcript is spliced from 2 exons. Lineage: Eukaryota; Viridiplantae; Streptophyta; Magnoliopsida; Cornales; Cornaceae. Bases 1 to 1068 code for a protein of 355 amino acids. Gene Ontology annotation, molecular function: protein binding. The record is from RefSeq and is a predicted model, not a curated record.